CAAUUUUUCCAGCUAGUCAAAUUACGAAAGCUCGGACUGAGUGAUAAUGAGAUCCAGCGGCUCCCCCCGGAAAUCGCAAACUUCAUGCAGCUGGUGGAACUGGACGUGUCUCGAAAUGACAUCCCUGAGAUUCCAGAAAGCAUCUCCUUCUGUAAAGCGCUGCAGAUAGCCGACUUCAGCGGGAACCCCCUGACCAGGUUGCCAGAAAGCUUUCCUGAAUUACAGAAUUUAACAUGUCUUUCUGUAAAUGACAUCUCACUGCAGUCUCUGCCUGAAAAUAUUGGCAAUCUUUAUAACCUGGCUUCACUGGAACUAAGAGAGAACCUUCUUACGUAUCUGCCUGACUCUCUUACCCAGCUGCGGAGACUAGAAGAACUUGAUUUAGGAAACAAUGAAAUAUACAAUUUGCCAGAAUCAAUCGGAGCUCUCUUACAUCUAAAAGACCUCUGGUUGGACGGAAAUCAGCUAUCAGAAUUACCUCAGGAAAUAGGAAAUCUGAAUAACCUGCUGUGCUUAGAUGUCUCUGAAAAUAAGUUGGAAAGACUUCCUGAAGAAAUCAGUGGCCUGACUUCAUUAACAGAUUUAGUAAUUUCCCAGAACUUGCUGGAAACAAUUCCAGAUGGCAUCGGAAAAUUGAAGAAGCUGUCGAUCUUGAAGGUGGACCAGAACAGACUCACGCAGUUGCCCGAAGCCAUCGGGGAGUGUGAGAGCCUCACAGAGCUGGUUCUUACGGAGAACCGGCUCCUGACGUUACCUAAGAGCGUUGGAAAACUUAAGAAGCUGAGCAACUUGAAUGCAGACAGAAAUAAAUUAGUGUCUUUACCAAAAGAGAUUGGCGGGUGCUGCAGCCUCACUGUGUUCUGCGUGCGAGACAACAGACUAACUCGGAUCCCUGCCGAGGUGUCGCAGGCAACAGAACUUCACGUCCUAGAUGUGGCAGGGAACAGGCUGUUGCAUCUGCCGUUUUCACUGACCACCUUGAAGCUGAAGGCGCUGUGGUUGUCUGACAACCAGUCCCAGCCUCUGCUCACCUUUCAGACGGACACAGACUGUGCCACGGGGGAGAAGAUCUUAACCUGUGUCUUGCUGCCUCAGCUGCCUUCUGAACCUUCCUGUCAAGAGAGCCUGCCUCGCUGUGGCGCUCUGGAGAGCCUGGCGCAGGACGUCUCCGACGACGCCUGGAGUGUGCCUGUCGUGCACAGAGUCAGCGCCAUCCGCUUCGCAGAUGACGAGAAGGAGGAAGACGACGACGACGACGGAACGAGAACACUCCUAAGGCGAGCCACUCCACACCCAGGGGAGCUGAAGAACAUGAAAAAGACAGUGGAGAAUUUACGGAAUGAUAUGAAUGCUGCUAAAGGACUGGAUUCAAACAAGAACGAGGUCAAUCACGCCCUUGACCGAGUGACCACUUCUGUGUAGACUGUCACCGCGGGUUUUACCUCCUGUGUCUUCCCUGCUGUCCAGACAUUCCUGUCUGCUUCCCGGGAGCCGCAGCCCUCUCCUCACCAGCGCCAGAGUCCCUGCUGUCUGGGUUGGCGCCACGCUCCUGCCCAGGAAGUGCCUUACUUGUCCCUCAUCCGGUCACCUGCCCAAGUGGUCUCCUGGCCUGUUCUGUUUUUGUUUUUGUUUUUUUUAAAAUUUCAGUUGUAAUAAGUAGAAUACACUACUGUAAACACCUGACCUUUGUUUUUGUCUUGUGUUGGGGUGAGAGAGAGCAGGAAGGGGGUUUUUAAGCUCUUCCUUCCAUACAGUACUGGGACAUUUUGAACCCAAGUUCUCUUGAACCUACUGACGAGAGGCAGUUUUGUGUACAGGGAAAAAUUGAUACUUUUUUAACCUUUUUUGGCAGCUCAGAUGGUGUAAAUUUUAAAAUUUUGCAGAGGUAUUUCAUAACAAAAAUAUGUAUUUCUUUUUUGUUAUUUUACCGGUACAUGUUUUAGGGUUUGUGCAGGAGAACAGACCAGUCCUAAAGUGUUCGCUUCGGGCGUGCCGUGCGCUUGUGCCUUGCUGUGCCGGCGCCACGUCAGCAGCCGUGAGCAGCGGCGCCACUGAGCAGGGAGGUGGGAGGCGGGCGUGGCACUUUCCACGCGGUGUUGGAUUUUAAUCAGCAGUCUGCUUGGUGGGUUUAUUUUUAACCAAAAAGAUGAAUUACCAAUGAUAUGUAAAUUAUAUUGGUUGAUUUUUUUUUUUGAAUGAUGAACCAAAGGAUUGGACUGCGAAUAAUUUCUUACACUUUAUCUUUUCAUGAAUAAUUUUUUUUAACGAGUGCAGUGUCAGAUCAUGUCUCCUCCAAAGGUGUGUGCCAUUUGUACGAUAAAAUAGAACAGAAAAGCACAAAAAGAGAAACCUGGUUCAGAAACUCAGUGGAUCGAUUAUGUACUGCAAAACAGCGAUACUUACUGAAGACAGCUUUAAAACUUUUAUAUGCAGAUGUAAGACCACAAUACAGUGAAAUAACGUACACUACCGUAAUAGAUUUGUUGCUAUCUUUGUAAGUGCAAUUGAAUUUGUAAAUAGAGUUUGAAUCAAAAUAUAACAAAAUACUGCUUGAAGAGUUAAUUUUAAGUCUGCUAAUUUAAGGGUUACGAGGGUAUGUCUCCGUGUGUCUCUGCUGAUUCCUGUGUGCCGCGAUGAAUGAGCGAUGGAAAAUGCCAGUCACUCUGUGGUUUCUGUCUUUUUUUUUUUAAAGGAGGGGGUUUUCUCCACUAAAUAAACUUAGUGUGGACACUGAC
Molecule: messenger RNA, 2735 nt
Organism: Chinchilla lanigera (long-tailed chinchilla)
Lineage: Eukaryota; Metazoa; Chordata; Mammalia; Rodentia; Chinchillidae
Gene: Lrrc1
Product: leucine rich repeat containing 1
Biological process (GO): neurotransmitter receptor transport, endosome to postsynaptic membrane; neurotransmitter receptor transport postsynaptic membrane to endosome
Cellular component (GO): postsynaptic density; adherens junction; postsynaptic membrane
Molecular function (GO): protein binding
Source: RefSeq, a predicted model, not a curated record